Molecule: messenger RNA, 3035 nt
Organism: Clupea harengus (Atlantic herring)
Lineage: Eukaryota; Metazoa; Chordata; Actinopteri; Clupeiformes; Clupeidae
Gene: kcnj11l
Product: potassium inwardly rectifying channel subfamily J member 11, like
Exons: 7
Coding region: 603-1907 (434 amino acids)
Biological process (GO): potassium ion import across plasma membrane; regulation of monoatomic ion transmembrane transport
Cellular component (GO): plasma membrane
Molecular function (GO): inward rectifier potassium channel activity
Source: RefSeq, a predicted model, not a curated record
UGCACUAUGGGAUAUGUUUAUCCACCCAUCGCUAAUCCCUCUUGCGCUAAUGUUAACUGGCCAACGUAUUCGUGAAUGUGUUGUGAUUAAUUUACAGGAUGAAAACUGAAAAGCUAAAGAUUUGAAGCUGACAGCCUGCCAUGCCGAAUUUACAGAGCUGCACUGACGGGUGGAAUGAUUUCAUUAUUUAUGUAUAGAUACAUUUGAUGUAGACUUUGGUGGGCUAAUGUUAGUUGGGUGAGUUAGUUGAUGCUAAUGUUAGCUGAUGGUCUGGCUUUGGAGCUGUUUCUGCUGCUGGCUUUCGUAGUAAUAGUGGAAGUAGUAAUUGCUACGCAAUUGUGACAGUAGUAAUACAAGUAUCAAAUAGUUUGUAGUUAAUAUGUAGACCUGUCUUGUUGCCAUUAUGCUUGCACGUUUGUAUAAUGCUUUAUCAUGUAACUGUGUGAUUACAUUGGUAUUUAUGGGAUCUGUCCAAAGGGGAGACGUCAGUUCAUAUGUCUUCUGGUUGACCUCUCAAAUGCAUGCCAGGUCUCAGGAGCGAGGCUCAAAAGAAGGCUAGAUUGCAUUUUCGGUGCGAGGCUUGAGGAGGCCGGACCUGCAGGAUGUUGGCCCGGAAAGGCCUUUUACCGGACGGGUUCCUCCUGACCCGGCUGGCCGAGGAUGCCACUCAUCCCAACCGCUUCCGCUCCAAGUCUCAGCGCGCGCGCUUCAUCACCAAGACCGGCUCGUGUAACGUGGCCCACAAGAACAUCAGGGAGCAGGGGAGGUUUCUGCAGGAUGUCUUCACCACCAUGGUGGACCUGAAGUGGCAGCACUCACUGCUCAUCUUCACCUCGGCCUUCCUGUGCUCCUGGAUGCUCUUCGCCAUGGUGUGGUGGCUGCUUGCCUUCGCCCACGGCGACCUGGAGCCCCGGGACACUGACGGGAUCGGUCAUGUGCCCUGUGUGACCGCCAUCCACUCCUUCACCUCCGCCUUCCUCUUCUCCAUCGAGGUGCAGGUGACCAUUGGUUUUGGUGGGCGUAUGGUGACGGAGGAGUGUCCUCUGGCCAUCAUGGUGCUGAUCAUCCAGAACAUUCUGGGGCUGAUCGUCAACGCUGUGAUGCUUGGGUGUGUCUUCAUGAAGACGGCACAGGCCAACCGGCGCGCAGAGACGCUCAUCUUCUCUCGCAACGCCGUCAUCGCCCCGCGCAACGGCCGUCCCACCUUCAUGUUCCGUGUGGGCGACCUCAGGAAGAGCAUGAUCAUCUCAGCCACCAUACAGCUGCAGGUAAUCCGGCGCACGGUGACUGCGGAGGGGGAGGUGAUUCCGGUGUGUCAGCUGGACAUCCAGGUGGAGAAUCCCCUGCGGAGCAAUGGCAUCUUCCUGGUGUCUCCCCUCAUCGUCAGCCACACCAUCGAGCGCAGCAGCCCCCUCUACGAGAUCUCCGCCCAGUCCCUGGCCACCGAGGACCUGGAGAUCGUCGUCAUCCUCGAGGGUGUGGUGGAGACGACAGGCAUCACCAUGCAGGCGCGCACCUCCUAUACGCCGGAGGAGAUCCUGUGGGGGCGGCGCUUCGUCUCCAUCAUGACGGAGGAGGACGGACGCUACUCCGUCGACUACUCCAAGUUUGGCAACACGGUGCCCGUGCGCAUGCCUGCCCUCAGCGCCAAGGAGCUGGACCACACACGGGGGGUGCAGGAGAAGGGGCCCGCGGAGGGCCAGCCGCAGGGGUGGGGGCUGGUGCGCGCGGGCAGGGGGGGGUACCGGCGCGGGGGGAGGACCACCUGUGACAGCGCCGCUGCCUCCAGACCCUGGUAUGCGCAGGCAGACAAGGAGGAGGACAAGAAGGGCCUGAAGAAGGCGGUGAAGCUGGAGGAGAUCGGGAGGGAGAUCCAAGAGGAGUCCAUCGAGGAGAUGAGUGACUGACACCAUAACACCCAGUCACAUCUAAAGAGGAGAUUCAUUUUUAAACAUGCGCUACAGAUACCAGUCACAUCUAACGAUUAUGUGCUAAUGGGAUUGUUUUGAUUAUAUUUGUCAUCUGUUUAUUUAUGACUGUUUGUGUAGUUUAUGUUUGUUGUUGUUGUUUUGACUAUGUUUCUAUGGUAACUGGACCAAACCCUCUCAGACACAAGAAAUUCCCAUGUCAACCACAUUCCACAGAUGUUCCCAUGUCAACCACAUUCCACAGAUGUUCCUCAGAGACCCUCACCUGUCCCUCAUCUGUUUAAAUCAUUCCACCCAGCAGACCUGUUAGAAUAUGUUGGUCAUUCCAUCCACCGAACCGGUUCGAACAUGCGGGCCUGUGUGUCAGGUGACCAGCCCCUCUCUACUCUAUGUCCAAGGGACCAAUAGGAACAGCUUUCCUGUGUCUCCUAAAAGAUUUUCCUGUUGUACUGAAGAUUAUGUUUGUUUAUGUAUUUUUUUAUUUAUUUAUGUAUGUAUUUAUUUAUUGUUUAUUUAUUUGGAUAAAUAAAUGUUUCAUUCCUUGUCUUGAAAUCAUUAUGUUAUUUAUACAAAGGCUGGUAGGUGUAGCUGUGGCCUAUGUCAUGUGUUUUACUACCAUCUACAUGUCAAUGGCUGAUAGUAUAGUCCUUUUAAACCCGUAUGCCAGAGAACCAGUACAAGAUGUGUACAAGCAGAUAUAUCACCAGACAAUUAUUUUUACAAAUAUUUUAAUUCUGUUAGUUACAAAACCAAACCAUCUUAAACACACAUGUUUGGUGGGUGUGGUCAUGACAGGAAAAGCUAAAUGGAUUGAAAUAAAUCACAGUUAUUAAUUUUAAUGGGAUUAAUUGGCAAUAUUAAUAUUUAGAGACCCAAGGAUAAAUCAGUUCACGUACCUGUAACAAAAACUACAAAUAUCUUCAAUAUUGAUGCAAAAUGUAUAUGAUUAACACUAUCAUGUGAGAUUUCAAUUCAUGGACAAAAUGAAAGUAAAAUGACAGCACAUCGUUGCCUCUGCUAUAAAAAAUGAACUAAAUUGACAGCCCAUCCAUAGUUGUCUCUGUGGUACUCAAGGGGGUUCCAUCCAGGCUCACAGAAUCCACCACC